CUCCAUCUUCGAUUUCUUGACUCGCGCACCAUCUGUACUUUUGAUGUGUUUUCUGUGUGUCUUCCUUGCGUCUUCAAAUCCGGCCCCAUGGCGUCCUCUUUGCUCCCUCGCAUAAGCCGCUCGGCCGCCCACCUCGCCCGCAAUGCUCCUCCUCGACUGCUCUGUCCUCUCAUCUCAGUCAGAGCAGCCUCCACCUCCAAACACCCAAGGGGCUUUACGCCUCCCACGAGCGAAGAUCUGUACGAGCUCCGCGAACGAGUACAAGAGUUCACACGGCGCGAGAUCCCCGAAGAAGUCGCGGCCAAGACCGACUCGUCCAACGAGUUCCCCAACGAAAUGUGGAAGAAGCUCGGCGAGGCAGGCUUUCUGGGCCCUACGGUCGACGAAGAUUACGGCGGCCUAGCCAUGGGAUACCAGGCACACUGCGUGAUCAUGGAGGAGAUAAGUCGCGCGUCUGGCUCGAUCGGGCUCUCGUACGCCGCCCAUUCGCAACUGUGCGUGAACCAACUCAGCCUAAACGGCAGCACAGAGCAAAAGGAGCGUAUCCUGCCGGGCUUGAUUUCGGGCGACAAGAUCGGCGCGCUCGCCAUGUCGGAACACUCGGCCGGCAGCGACGUCGUGAGCAUGAAGACCACGGCCAAGGCCGUUGAUGGGGGUUACCAGCUCAAUGGGACGAAGAUGUGGAUCACAAACGGGCCGGACGCGGAUUAUAUCGUUGUGUACGCAAAGACGGAGCCUGAGAAGAAGAGCAGGGGCAUCACGGCGUUCAUCGUGGAGAGGGACUUCAAGGGGUUCAGCGUAGCACGCAAGCUCGAUAAGUUGGGCAUGCGGGGCUCGAAUACCGGCGAGUUGGUGUUCGACAACGUCUUCGUGCCGAAGGAGAAUAUCCUGGGCGAGAUUAACAAGGGUGUCACGGUGCUCAUGGAGGGGCUGGACCUUGAGAGAUUGGUCCUCAGCGCGGGACCGCUGGGGAUAAUGCAGGCUUGUUUGGACCUUGUGCUGCCGUAUACACACCAGCGCAAACAGUUCGAUAUGCCAAUUGCUCAUAACCAGUUGAUUCAGGGGAAGCUGGCGGAUAUGUAUACCAAGUUGCAGGCCAGCAGGGCGUAUACGUACGAAACGGCGAGGAAGGUUGAUGAAGAAAAGCAGAUUCGUACGCAGGAUUGCGCGGGGGCGAUCCUGUAUGCUGCUGAGCGAGCGACAGAGUGCGGGCUAGAUGCGAUUCAGUUGAUGGGUGGGAAUGGCUAUGUCAAUGAGAUACCGGCGGGACGGUUGUUGAGAGAUGCGAAGUUAUAUGAGAUCGGGGCAGGCACGAGCGAAAUCAGGAGGAUGGUCAUUGGGAGGGCCUUUAACAAGGAAUAUAAAGACCAGGGUAUCUAAGACCGGAAAUUCUGGGAUCGUGGCCAUCCUUAUGAGUGUGGAGGACUUUCAGAGCGGGAGAACUACCCAAAAGCAAGCCGACUCUGGCCCUUCUCAGGUUUUGAGCCACGUCCUCGAGCACUUGCUCCGCCGCGUUUGGGUUUGGUAUGCAACAGACCGGGGGGCCGACUAUUUGUUGGACCUGUGACAGAGGGCUUGUCUUGAGCUUGAAGCUCUUUGGCAAAGUGCCAAUCUUCAUGCUCAGCCCGGUCGCAUUCGUCUAUCGACUUCUGACAUGGUCGACAGAAGUAUGUGGCGAUAUCCCGUCCGUGCAAGUCAUGGUCAUGGCCGGCGCGUUCGCCGUGCUGGGCCUCGACAUCCUCCUCGCGGGAUGAUUCGUGCACCCGGUCUUCACCCGCCGAGUCAUUCGUGUCGCCAGUGCUCUCGCUUUUGGCGAAGAAUCGAGCGAUGUUCGGCCCGUCACUAAGUCUGCGACGUUUCUCAGGUCGGGACUCCUCGAGAUUUGGGGUGGUGGUAUCGCUUCGAGAGGGCACGUCCACGGCAGCCUUCGCUUCGUCUCCUUUCAAGAGGAAGGUAUCAAUACCUCUAUUGCCCGAAACGCCGUCUUCAAAGCCUCCGACGCUAAGUGAGAGGUUCGCACAUGGCCACGCUCGGCCAUCUGUGACGACUUGUCCGAGUAAUGUUUUCGCAAGAUCGAAAAGUAAUGUUUCAUCAAUCUUCUUGCCUGACGGGAUUGGCAAUUGCUUGGACUUGGUCUGUCCACCUUGACGGUGGUGCAAGGUUAUUGUCUUUGGCCUUCUUUUGUUCUCGAGCACGCCUUCUUCAACGAGACGGGAAUAGAUAUCUGCCACGAAAAUACGCAGCCACUUGUUCGCCGAGUCGGUGGUGUUGAUGCUCGGUCUGAAUGAUUUGGCUGAUAACAUUGAUUUGAUUUGCGUCCGUGAGCUGACCUCACUAUUGUCUUCACCG
This is a messenger RNA of Exophiala xenobiotica, 2349 nucleotides long. RefSeq lists its product as uncharacterized. Bases 88 to 1380 code for a protein of 430 amino acids. Lineage: Eukaryota; Fungi; Ascomycota; Eurotiomycetes; Chaetothyriales; Herpotrichiellaceae. The record is from RefSeq and is a predicted model, not a curated record. The transcript has a single exon. Gene Ontology annotation, molecular function: 3-methylbutanoyl-CoA dehydrogenase activity; flavin adenine dinucleotide binding. Gene Ontology annotation, biological process: L-leucine catabolic process.